Molecule: messenger RNA, 1245 nt
Organism: Aureobasidium pullulans EXF-150
Lineage: Eukaryota; Fungi; Ascomycota; Dothideomycetes; Dothideales; Saccotheciaceae
Product: FMN-dependent alpha-hydroxy acid dehydrogenase
Exons: 2
Coding region: 35-1192 (385 amino acids)
Molecular function (GO): FMN binding; oxidoreductase activity
Source: RefSeq, a predicted model, not a curated record
GCAACUUGACAAACCUCGAACUCAACUUUCCACUAUGAAGUCCAUCAUUUUUGCUACUUUGACAAGCUUGGCCCUGGCGGCUAGACCCUACCUCAACGAGCCCGACACUGGCAUCGACGACGCUCUGGGAGACACACCCAAUGGCACACUCCCUGCUUUGGAGAACAUUGUCGGCCUUCCAGAUUUCGAAUGGGCAGCUCGCAACUACAUGAACACCAGUGCUUAUACCUACUACCGUAACGGCGCUGCUGGCGAGUGGGCCUAUCGCAAUAACCUGGAAGCCUUCCAACGCUACACAGCUCGUCCUCGUGUGUUGAGAGACAACUCGAAGAUUGAAUCGACCUUCACCACUUCAAUUCUCGGCCACAACUUCUCGGCACCCUUCUACAUCAGCCCUUGUGCACGAGGUGCUCUUGCAAACGAGAGAGCCGAGCUCGGACUUGUCGAAGGAGCUUACCAGGGAGACAUUUUGUACAUCCCUUCAGACUUUAGCUCCCUGCCCUUGAAAGAACUGGCCGCCGCAAGACCUGCAAACGGCUCGCAAGUCAUGUGGCAGCAGGUUUACCUUGAUGCUUCUAACGACACUGCGACCAAGGCCCACUUCAAGGAGAUCGAAGAGUCGGGUGCUCGCGCAAUUGUGUUCACUGUUGACAGUGCUGGACCUGGUGUUCGUCAGCGUGCUCAGCGCUACUCUGCUGGCUCUGCUGAUGCGGAUUACUCGGCCUUUACAUGGCAAUACUACCAGAAGCUUCAGAACUUCACCAGACUGCCUGUCGUCAUCAAGGGUAUUCAGACGGUCGAAGACGCCAAGAUGGCAGUCAAGUACAAGGCUCCCGCUAUCGUUUUGUCCAACCACGGAGGCCGUAACUUUGAUGCCAGCCCCUCUGGCUUCGAGGUCGCACUCGAGAUCCACCAAGAGGCACCCGAAAUUUUCAAGCAGAUUGAAGUCUACGCCGAUGGUGGUGUCAGAUACGGAAGUGAUGUGCUCAAGCUGCUUGCGCUUGGCGUUCGUGCUGUCGGACUCGGUAGACCAUUCAUGUACGCCAACGCUUACGGUACUGAGGGCGUAGCCAAGGCUGUAGAGUUGCUGAAGGCUGAGAUCGCUAGCGAUGCCGCUCACUUGGGAUUGAGUUCGCUCAAGGAGAUCGGUCCUCAGUACUUCAAGUGGACUCCUAACAACUGGUAUAGCUAGGUUAUGAGACAUGUAGAAUAGAGCCUUUAUAUGAUAUUUCCAUGUUUGCAUGC